AAUGUCACGUGAUACUCCUUUGUGUGUGUGUGUUAUAUAAUGAGCGAGUCCGACGGAAGAGUGUGACUUCCAGCCUCAGAAAAGUUUUUCUCAUUCCAGCUUUCGAGAAGAUUGUAAGGAAUACGAUGGCAAAUGAAAGCAACCCAUGCCCCUGCGAUAUAGGCGAUAAGAUUGAGUAUGGAGGACUUGGUCAGGAAGUCCAGAUAGAGCAUAUAAAAGCAUAUGUGGUGAAACCCACCACUCCCUCUGACAAGGCUAUCAUCGUCAUUCACGACAUCUUCGGGUGGCAGCUUCCAAACACCAGAUACAUGGCGGACAUGCUGGCUGCCAACGGAUACAUAGCUGUGUGUCCGGACUUCUUUGUUGGAAAGGAAGCGUGGAGCCCAGCUGGUGACUGGUCCAAAUUUCAGGAGUGGCUUCAAGACAAAAAACCAACCACUAUAAAUACGGAGGUGGACGCUGUGCUGAAGUUCCUGAAGGAGCAGUGUGGGGCUAAGCGCAUUGGGACAGUAGGCUUCUGCUGGGGUGGGGUUGCCACACAUUACAUAGCGCUGCAGUAUCCAGAGGUGAAGGCCGGAGUUUCGGUUUACGGAAUAGUUCGAGAAAGAGAGGACAGGUACGCACUCAAGAGCCCGACUCUGUUCAUCUUUGCAGAGGUGGAUCAGGUUAUUCCUCUUGACCAGGUGAAUUCGCUGGAGGAAAAGCUGAAGGAAAAAUGUACUGUAGACUAUCAGGUGAAAAUAUUUCCUGGUCAAACUCACGGUUUCGUCCACCGCAAGAGAGAAGACAUCAACCCGGCGGACAAGCCGUACAUCCAGGAGGCCAGAAAAGACAUGCUGAACUGGCUCAGCAAGUACUGCUAAAUAAAAAACGAUGAAGUAAAUAAAC
Messenger RNA from Oryzias melastigma (Indian medaka), 888 nucleotides. RefSeq names its product carboxymethylenebutenolidase homolog (Pseudomonas) (gene cmbl). The transcript is spliced from 6 exons. Gene Ontology annotation, molecular function: hydrolase activity. Bases 126 to 863 code for a protein of 245 amino acids. NCBI's taxonomy places the organism in Eukaryota, Metazoa, Chordata, Actinopteri, Beloniformes, Adrianichthyidae. The record is from RefSeq and is a predicted model, not a curated record.